UCAUCAAGUCACAUUAAUCAGUUUUUGGGUUUCGGUUCGCAUUUUCGAGCGUCUCACUUACUUAACCCUGGCGACCUUCUGGAAAGUUUUAAAAAGUCUUUCCAGUCUGCACUGUAAAAGCGCGAACCGUUCCUCUGCUUCUAUUUUGCUAUUCCAAAACGAAAAUGAGGUCUUAUUUUGCUGUUUUAUUGUUGCUGUUCCUGAAGUACCAUUCUGUGGAAUCAGGAUCAUCUUGUCCUUCUUCGAAAAACAUGUACCCCUGCUCGUGCACAAAUUUUGAAGAUGGAUUGACGCUGGUCGUAUGCCCCAGCAUACAUAACACAUCUCACUUAGAAGAGGUCACAAAAUCAAUGAAGAGCAUGAUCAUUGACCGACUGCUGUUACUGAACACAUUUGAAGGGAACAAUGAAGUGGAGGACUUCUCCAAUGCUGUCGAUCCCAAGACUAAGAUCCCUUUACAGGGGGUCUUCCCCAAGAAGUGGCUGUCGGAGGUUCGAGUGCGAGAUCUGGAAAUCCAGAACGCGAACCUGAACGGAUACUUCCUUUUCGACGAUACUUUGGAAGGACAGAGUGAUUUCCUCACCGGCAUUGUGGUCAAGAAUGCUAAUCUCAGAGGUCAUAUUUGCUCCAGCUGCGGGCCAGCGUCGGGAACUGUUGCCCUGGCUACCAGUGAACUCAGGAGGGUUCCAUUAGUGAAGGAGGUUGACUUUUCUUUCAACCAGCUGGAAUUCGUGGAUGGGUCGGCCUUUCCUGCCCAACUCAAGGAACUGAAGAAAAUCGUUUUAUCCAACAAUCAAAUAUCUCGAAUCCACGACAAUGCCUUUUCCAACCUUCAUCAACUCAAUCAUUUGGACGUAUCGAGAAACCGUCUGAAGUCUAUCAGCAGAAAAAUAUUCAGAACUUCAGAUAAUUCUCUUGCAAUUAUCGAUAUCAGCUACAAUUCCAUUCAGUCGUUACCAGAAGAUAUGUUUCAAGCCCUGAAUGGUUUGAAAGAAAUCAAACUGAGCCACAACCUCCUUGAGACGCUUCCGGCCACCACAUGGUCCAGAAUUCCCGCUCUGCUGGAGAAAGUGGAUCUAAGAGGUAACUUCCUGGUCUGCAACUGCACUAUGAACUGGAUUGCACGUCGCAUGAGCAAAUCAACCAAAUUAGUCGCGCAUUGCGUCGCGCCUAAACAAGCAGAAUUUCAGGAGCUCAAACCUAAUCUGGCUUCCAUUACGCAAUGCAGUUAAGAUUUCUGCAUGUGUAAAACAGCUUUUUCAUAUGAAAAUGUGCCAACAGAAUAACUCUCUCAUUUGAUUUGUUCAUAAAUAAAUGUUUGCUUUUCAUAUGCAUUUUAAAUAUUAGAUGUUCCCGGUAAUGUAAAAAACCUUUUAAUAAAAUAAAAUGAUAGAAUGAUAA
Argiope bruennichi is the source of this 1401-nucleotide messenger RNA. Its product is annotated as probable oxidoreductase PXDNL. The coding region runs from base 165 to 1232 and encodes 355 amino acids. Gene Ontology annotation, molecular function: protein binding. The record is from RefSeq and is a predicted model, not a curated record. The transcript has 6 exons. Gene Ontology annotation, cellular component: plasma membrane. NCBI's taxonomy places the organism in Eukaryota, Metazoa, Arthropoda, Arachnida, Araneae, Araneidae.